This is a messenger RNA of Carya illinoinensis, 2898 nucleotides long. Its product is annotated as hsp70 nucleotide exchange factor FES1. The transcript has 8 exons. The record is from RefSeq and is a predicted model, not a curated record. NCBI's taxonomy places the organism in Eukaryota, Viridiplantae, Streptophyta, Magnoliopsida, Fagales, Juglandaceae. Bases 1404 to 2621 code for a protein of 405 amino acids.
CCACCUCAUCCAUGGAUCUCCUCCACCAUUUUCAUCUUUUCUUGCUAACUCCUUUCUCAGUUUCUCUACUUUUAUCUCUCAAUUUCUCUAUUUUCAUCUCAUGUUGAACUAGAAAUCACCUCCACGCAUCAAUCGAGCACCAAAUCCAUGGCCAAAAGCCACCAUGAACCGCAAGAUCACCACCCUCUCCUCUCACAUCAGCCUUGCAAACCACCCAAUCACUGCCGUAACCACUGUAUCCAACCCAUGUGAACCACGGAUCAGGCACCCCAACGUUUACUGUUUCAGAAACCCACAAAAUCGACAGCCACUCCUCACACACACAGCCACCACGAGCAGCUCCUAGCGCCGCCAUCGUCAACUUCUAACCCCACCGAGCACCGCCACAAAGUCGCCUUGGCCAACCCCUUCCUCCUCCCCUUGAACUAAAGUCCAUAGCUCAUCCAUAAAUCCACAUAUACUCACGAAAAUGCGCAGGCUUAACUCUGUUUUUUCAGCUGAAAGAAAGCACGAUUGUGCUCUCAACCUGUUGCACGACGGAGGCCUAGCGACGUCGCCACCCCCAACACCAUCGUCAACUUAAUUAAUGUGGUUUGAUACUGUUGGCUAGGAAAACAAAGACUAAAAGGGUAAGGGUUUCAAUUGAGGAGGAGGAGGAGAUUGGACUGGUAGGGGUUAGGGUUAAUGAUUUCAGUCUUCAUAGGGAAAGAGGAUAAAGUCUGGAGGAGAAGAUCGGACUGGUUUGGCACUUGAGAUGUUGAUGGUCUGCUGCUGGAAGAAGGAGAUUUUGGUGGAAAUGAGAAUAAAUUUCGCAUUUGAUGAAGACCAAGGUCACCUCCCGCUCCAGACGAUGCUAUGCAACUCUAUUAAUGAAACGCACCGUCUCAUUUGAUAGGUCAAUAAUAGUGCGUCGGGUGGUAUGCAUAUAACUAGACUUUUUCUUGCUGUAUUGUUUGGAGAUUUAGUAAAUAAUUAUAUGAAUUUUAAAAGUUUAAUAUAUUUUAAUUGAAGUUAAUUUUUUUGUUUUAAAAUAAAAUUGAAAUUCGAGCCUUUGGUAUAAUCAUCUCGUGGCAAGGAUCCGUAUUCAAGCAUGAUGAGAACCGACGGAUCUCUAAUAAACGGCACAGAUUCUACGAGGUGAUGUGUAAUUUUAGGAGGCGAGGGAGUCCCAGAGCUCGGGGCCACGUCGACGAAAGGACAUAAAAACGACGCGACUGGAAUCGUCAUGUGAGCUCGACUUUGAGUAACAUACGAAGCGAAGCGAUUCGAUUCGAAGAAACCCCGAGAGAGCUCACAAGAGAGAGAGAGGAUUCCAGAUUCCAAUCCGGAGCCGUGCUAAUUGUGUCAGUGAUUUAGUUUUACGACACAAAUCAUAGCGGGGGAAAGGACGUGAGGAGGAAGAUAUGGGACAGAGACCAGUAAGCAUUGCUCCAUCAUGGCUAUUUCUAUUGCUUUCAUUACUUCUUGCCUGGGCGAUGGUAUCUCCUGCCGACUCUGUUCGUUCUGGUAAUAAUAAUAACUCUUCGUCCACGGGAGCUUUAUAUUGGUCCACCGCAAAGGAGGAGGCGGAUCUGCUUCGCAACCCUCAUGCACGGGACGAUUCCCCCGAGGCUGUCGCGAACGACGACUCCGACGGCGGCUUUUCUUCCCUCGAAGGAAUGUUACAGUGGGCUAUUGGUCAUUCUGAUCCCGCAAAAUUAAAGAAAGCAUCUGAAGAUGUCAAACGACUAUCACCCAGUGAGCUAAAAAAGCGACAAAUAGAACUAAAGGACCUGAUGGAGAAGUUAAGAAUGCCGUCGGAUGCGCAGUUGAUGCAAAUUGCUAUAGAUGACUUAAAUAAUUCCUCUUUGUCUUUGGAAGAUCGUGAACGUGCUCUAAAGGAGCUUCUAAUACUUGUCGAGCCAAUAGAUAAUGCAAAUGAUUUGAAGAAACUUGGGGGCCUUGAUGUGGUUAUACAAGAGCUUAAUCACGGCGACCAAGAUAUUAGGAGACUUGCUGCAUGGAUUAUUGGGAAAGCCAGUCAGAAUAAUGCGGUUGUUCAGAAGCAGGUCCUGGAACUUGGGGCACUGGCAAAGCUAAUGAAGAUGGUAAAAUCUAGUUCAACAGAAGAAUCCAUCAAAGCAUUAUAUGCUGUUUCAGCACUGAUCCGAAACAAUCCAGCUGGCCAGGAAUUGUUCUAUGCAGAAGCUGGAUAUAUGAUGCUUCAGGACAUUCUGAGCAAUUCAAGCAUUGAUAUCAGACUGCGCAGGAAAGCUGUCAUUCUUGUGGGUGAUCUGACAGAGUGUCAGUUAGAAAAUGUGGUUAAAGCUGACCUUCCGUUUUUCAGCAAUCAAAUUUUCUUGAAGUCUGUAGUUGACCUAAUGGCAUCAGAUGAUCUUGAUCUACAGGAGAAGGCACUUGUUGCAAUUAAGAAUCUUUUGCAACUCAGGGUGGCCGAACCACUAGUUUUGAAGGACUUUUGUGGUUUAGGUGGUGCAUUAGAGAGAAUGAGUCUGCAACUUCAAAAGUUAAUGGCAGAGGAAGAUGUCAAGGAUUAUGCAAUGGACGUGGAUAGCCUCCGGAGUGAAGUGGAGCAGAUUUUCCAUUCAAAGUUGGGAAAGGAAACACAGGUUCCAACAUAAUGAUACAUUCGUCCUGCACCGGCAUAUGCGGGACUAGGCAUCUGGCUACUAUGCUCAUAAUGGAUGCCUUGCUGGAUAACAGUCUUAUGCGCCUUUUUUUUGGUUGCGGGGUUCUUUGUAGACUGACGUGAAUCUGUAUGUUUACUGGAUAGGAGAGAGAGAGAGAGAGAGAGAGAGAGAGAGAGAGAGAAAAGGACUGAUUAUUAGAUGAAUUGUAUUUUUUUUUUUUAAGUCUAUUUAUGAUAUAAAGGAAGUCUUGAUCUGAGCCCUUUGCACA